This is a messenger RNA of Spodoptera littoralis (African cotton leafworm), 426 nucleotides long. The record is from the annotation of a GenBank genome assembly. NCBI's taxonomy places the organism in Eukaryota, Metazoa, Arthropoda, Insecta, Lepidoptera, Noctuidae.
AUGGCCGAGCGGUCUAAGGCGCUGCGUUCAGGUCGCAGUCCACUUCUGUGGGCGUGGGAUUAUACAGAGAAGUUGACCAAGGCGUUUGGCAGUGAAGACUUCGUGUUUGACCUGCUUCUGCUUGGCAUGGGACCUGAUGGACAUACAUGCUCCUUGUUCCCUGGACAUCCUUUACUGGAUGAGACCAAGUUGAAGGUGGCUCCCAUUACUGACUCGCCCAAGUUCCCACCCGAGAGGAUCACACUCACCUUCCCUACUAUAAACAAAGCUAGAAACUGCUUGUUUGCAAUCUGUGGCUCGAGCAAGGCGGAAAUGAUUCAACGCAUCCUGAAGGACAACGACGAAUCGGUGCCGGCGCGCAGAGUGAAGCCUCACAGUGGCUCCCUCUACUGGGUGCUCGACCAACACUCCGCUAAGAACUUGUAG